Molecule: messenger RNA, 2491 nt
Organism: Abrus precatorius (Indian licorice)
Lineage: Eukaryota; Viridiplantae; Streptophyta; Magnoliopsida; Fabales; Fabaceae
Product: multicopper oxidase LPR1-like
Exons: 2
Coding region: 119-1879 (586 amino acids)
Molecular function (GO): copper ion binding; oxidoreductase activity
Source: RefSeq, a predicted model, not a curated record
UGACACUAGCCCAAUAUUGACCAAUCUUCAUCCUACAAAUACCCUUUUCCCUCUCCCUCAUUGUUGCUCUAUAUUUUGUCUAUUUCUGUGUGAAUACCCGUGAGCAAAGAAGGUAGCCAUGGACAGAACAUUUCUUCUCCUCACUCUUCUUCUAGCUCUUACCCGCUCAUCAGCUUCAGAUAAUUUGAUAGAUGCAUCCAAGUUGAAGAUGUUUGUGGAUCAGCUUCCUGAUAUGCCCAGAAUCCCUGCCUAUGAGAUUUUAGAUGGCGUUCCAAAAUCUAAGUCGCUCAAGAUUGGCAUGUUCAAGAAAAAAUGGAAAUUCCACAGAGAUCUCCCUCCAACGCCUGUCUAUGCUUAUGGCUUAACCGAACAAAGAGCAACAGUUCCUGGCCCAACCAUAGAGGCCCAUUAUGGAGUUGACACGCAUGUGACGUGGCAAAAUCACCUCCCUCCGAAUCACAUACUUCCAUGGGAUCCAACCAUCCCAACGGCACUCACCAACACUACAAAAGGUAUCCCUACAGUGGUUCAUCUCCACGGUGGGAUCCACGAACCCGAGAGCGAUGGAAACGCCAACGCAUGGUUCACAUCCAAAUUCAGAGAAAAGGGACCCACUUGGACCAAGAAAAAAUAUCAUUACCCAAAUAACCAACACCCGGGUAACCUUUGGUACCAUGACCAUGCCAUGGGGUUGACCCGAGUCAACCUUCUCGCUGGCUUAGUUGGCUCCUACAUCAUUCGCGACCCUUCCAUCGAGGACCCACUUCAAUUACCCCAUGGAGACGAAUUCGAUCGACCGCUGGUCGUGUUCGAUCGUAGCUUCCGUACGGACGGUUCCAUCUUCAUGAAUUUCACCGGAAACAACCCUUCCAUCCACCCUCAGUGGCAGCCAGAGUAUUUCGGUGACGCUAUCAUUGUCAACGGCAAAGCGUGGCCGCGUCUCACUGUACGACGUCGUAAAUAUCGAUUUCGAAUAAUCAAUGCCAGCAACGCUAGAUUCUUUAGAUUCUUCUUCACCAACGGCUUGAGAUUUACACACGUGUCGUCCGAUUCUGCUUAUAUUGAAAAGCCGGUAACGACCAAUGAAACUUUGCUGGGGCCAUCUGAGAUCACAGACGUCGUUGUUGACUUUUCUCAAUCGAGGAGCAACAUUACUAUUCUAGCUAACGAUGCACCCUAUCCUUACCCAACCGGUGAUCCUGUUAAUGAAGCUAACAGCAAGGUUAUGAAAUUUUUCAUCCUACCUGAUCUAGAGCUUGACACGUCACGAGUACCUAAAACGUUGGUAGAAUACCCCGUUGCGGAUUUAUCCAGUGUGUCGCGCACAAGGUACAUUGCUAUGUACGAGUACACGAGCGACGUUGAUGAGCCAACACACUUGUACCUUAACGGGAAACCGUAUGAGGCACCGGUUACGGAAACACCCAAGCAGGGGUCCACGGAGGUGUGGCAUGUGAUUAACCUGACGGAGGAUAAUCACCCGCUUCACAUUCAUCUGGGAUUGUUCAAGGUGUUGGAUCAGACGGCGCUGCUGAAACCAUAUGAGUUUAAGGAAUGUAUGAUGAAAAUCAACGACGCCGUCAAGUGCCACGUGGACAAGUAUGCGCGUGGAAAGAAAGUAGAAGUGCCAGCUCAUGAGAAAGGGUGGAAGAACGUGUUCAAGAUGAUGCCCGGACACGUAACUAGGAUUGCAGUGAGAUUUUCUUACAUUCACACCAAUACAUCGUAUGGGUUCGACGCCACCACAGAGCCUGGUUACGUCUAUCAUUGUCAUGUAAGUACUCUUCGUUUCUUUUAUCGUUUCAUGGAGGAUCGGUGGUAUAGCUUUUUAAGCAAGUAUUGCAUGUUUUUAUGGAAAAACGACAUACACAGUUUGUAAGCUUCGUAUAUUUUGAUAUGCAUCGUAGUAACCCACGGCACACACCGUUUCUAUGCAGAUAUUGGACCAUGAAGACAAUGCUAUGAUGAGACCCUUGAAAGUUAUCAAGUGAGGUCUCCCGAGGAAGCCAUUAGCCAUGGAAUGGUAAUAUGCGGACAAUUAAUUUUAUUAUACUGUUAUAGUGUGAUCUAAUUUCAGCAGUAUUUCAAACUUCUAAUUCUUGACGAUCUAUAAACUAGGGAGAUUUUGCUAGUGAAAGAAGAAUCUUUAGAAUGUAACCAUAUUUAAAAAAUAACUACUUGGGUUGACGGAAGCAUGCAUUUAUAAUUUUAUAUUGUUUUCUUGCUUAACUAUCCUUGUUUUUUUCUCUCUAUACAAUAAUGAAUGCAGGGGCUCAGGUGCUCUCUAAAUAGAUGCAAAAUGUCGUUCAUGACGAGAUACAAAUUUUUCACUUUCUUGGAAGAUACAGAGAGACUAGACAGUUUGGCAUUCAUAUAAAAAAUAAGCAGAUGCAGCAAUUUAUAUUUUUCCAAAAAUUGUAUAUUGUCCUUUUUCUUUUUCGCAAACAAUGUUAAAGAAAUGCCUAAUGUCAUUUAAUCCUAUCCUUAUUAU